GCAUGAGUGAAGUCCCGCUGUGGAAUGUGGAAGAGCUCAUCUGACAUACACCUGCGACUCUCUGCCUUCUUUUAAGCUAUUUUUCUACUGUAUUGACAAGGCUACAUCGUGUUUUAUUAUACCGUAUGUUUUUAUUCAAAGACGUAUAUUUUAAUAUCGUUAUACUUUGUGUUUAUAUCUCCUGACAACUAUAAACGACACACCUGUGACGUUACACACCUGUGCGGAAGCCCCGUCAAACAUUUAAUUGGGUGGCAGAGGCACACUCGAGUGAUAGACAGUGUUUCUGGCCAAUAAGAUCACCGGAAAGGCGGGGCUACAUCUCAGCACGAUGACGCAAGUGUUUGCCUUAAGAUGAGACAACAGGGCGAAACUUGGUUGACGUAGCACAGCAACAUCGUAUCAAAGUUGAUUAGCUGUAAUUUAGACUAAUUCGGGACUUUUUUGCUUAACGAUUACGUUAUAUAUAACUGUCGACAGAAGGAGAUAUAUAUUAUAUAUUUUUAUUUUUGAUUCUGGCAGUCUUUAACGCAUGACGCGCGUAAUGAAGCGCUCGUGAUCAGCUGAUGCGUCUCACAAACGAAGUUUUUUUGGCUUUGUAAUAAAUAUAAAAGCACCUUGUGGUUCUCCAGAAGAGCACAACGUCUUAAUAUUUGAAAACACGGAGUUCUUAUUAAGCCGGUAAGAAGAUUAAAGUCAUGACGGGUAGAGAGGACGAGUAUGACUAUCUCUUUAAAGUGGUUCUGAUUGGAGACUCUGGUGUGGGCAAGAGUAACCUGCUCUCUCGCUUCACCCGAAAUGAGUUCAACCUGGAGAGCAAGAGCACCAUCGGGGUGGAGUUUGCCACACGCAGUAUCCAUGUGGAGGGCAAGACCGUCAAGGCCCAGAUCUGGGAUACGGCUGGACAGGAGAGAUACAGGGCCAUCACAUCAGCGUAUUACAGAGGUGCCGUAGGAGCCCUGCUGGUGUAUGAUAUCGCCAAGCAUCUGACCUAUGAGAACGCUGAGCGCUGGCUGAAGGAACUGCAGGAUCAUGCUGACAGCAAUAUUGUCAUCAUGUUAGUAGGGAACAAAAGCGACCUGCGCCAUCUGAGGGCUGUUCCUAUGGAUGAAGCCAAAGCGUUUGCAGAGAAGCAUGGACUUUCUUUCCUGGAGACCUCAGCGCUGGACUCUUCUAAUGUUGAACUUGCAUUUCAGACCAUUCUUACAGAAAUCUACCGUAUCGUGUCCCAGAGGCAGAUGUCAGGGCGUGGCGAUGACAGCUUCUCCCCCAGCUCCAAAGUGGUUCCCAUUACUGUACAGCCCACACAGAAUUCUGGCAAGCAGGGUGCCUGCUGUCAGAAUAACUGAUCUGCCACAGCGCCACCAUGGGAUCCGGGGAAAAUCGACAACUUUGCUGGGCUGGGCUGCGAGGUUGACCGUGACCGUCCGACUGCGUUGUAUUCCCUUCGCGUGGUGUGGUUAACAUAUGUAACGGACUUACUUAGUUAUGCCCAGAAUCAGUGAGUAAUAAUGUUCAAAAUUGGACAAUAAGGGAUGUUGAAAUUGAAUGGAUCAAACAUUUUCUCAGAACUAAGAGGCCACGCUUCUUGUUUCAGACUAAUUAGAAAUGAGCAGUUAGCUGGGGCGCUCAGACAUGGCUGCUUUUUUCAUACUUUUUGUCACAGACAGUCUGCUUACAAACAAUGGGCUGGAAGAACGAGAAAAAGUGCAGAAUGUGUAAUGCUACCUUUAAAUAACUCUUGAAUGGUUUCUGAUCACAAUGGGGAUCCACUAGUGAAAUUAAUAUUUUUUUCUUUUAGUGUGCCACCGUCUUACAGUCUUCACUUUAGUCUGACAACUUUUCCAUGCAUCUGUAUUCCAGAGAAAAUCACACUAUGGUCAUCAUAGCGUUCGGUCAGUUCUUACACAGAUGCCACUGUAACGGCUCUUUUGUAUUUAUUGAAUGCAAAUAUGAUCUUAUACUGUGGUAUUUUUGCUUUCUUUUGUCAUGCUUCUGUGAACGUUUUUUUUUUUUUUUUUUUUUCUAUCACUAGAUUAUUGAUCGGAAUUUCUCAAGGGUUUCUUCUUCCAGUCAUGGCACUCAUUUGUACGAGCGCUGGGAGUGUUUUCUGUGGAUCAGAGUAAUGUUGAUAGGUUAAGCUAAUAGACAGAUGUAUGUGCUGUAGUGUUUGAGUAUAAGUGAGUAGGAUAUUCAGAUUCAGGGUUGGGAAUUGUUAUCUGGUUCUCAAAAAACAAAACUUACCAAAUUAUUUUCAUGCAGCCUGUUAUCAAUUUUUGAAUGUAUUCAUUCUUCUGCAUCGGCAUGAUAAAAUAUUCAGAAAAUAUACAAUAUAUGCAUUAAACAUGUCUGAUGGCAUAGCGAUCAUUAUGCAUCUUAUUUCAUGUCAAUUAUGAAUUUAAAAUCAGCAAUAAACUUUCAGGCACAUGAUUUUUGUUUCCCCACUUAAAAAGUUUGGAAACUCACCUUUUGUCCUGUAUAUUUCUUAUGUGAAGCUUCCCCCACAAAAAAUAUAAUAAUAUAUUACAAUAAUGUUGUUAUUAUUAUAUUAUGGGUAACACAUUACAAUAAGGUCUCAUUUGUUAACAUUAAUGUAUUAACAAUGAGCAAUACAUUUGUUACAGUUUUUAUUACUCUUUGCUCUUGUUAGUUCACAGUGCAUUAACUAAUGUUAUCAAAUACAACUUUUGAUGUUAAUAAUGCAUUAGUAAAUGUUGAAAUUAACAUUACUAAGAUUAAUAAAUGCUGUAGAAAUAUUGUUCAUUCUUAGUUCAUGUCAACUAAAGUAGUUAACUAAUGAAACCUUAAUGUAAAGUGUUACCAUAUUAGGUUAUUCAUUUAUGAUUUGUUAUUAUGGUUCUGUUAAAAAUUAACUUAAUUUCACAACAGACUUGUUAAGAGGGUAAACAAUGGAAUAUAAAUUUUCCAAACAUCAUCCAUUCUUUGAUUUUCCUCAGAAUUACUAAAAAAGAACCAAAAUCAUAAAGAAGAGUUCAUCCAUAAAAUUAAAAUUGAUGCAAUUUUUGAUAUAUGUGUGAACUAUUCCUUUAAAUACCCUACGAUUCCCAUCCCUACUGAUGCAUGUCAGGCACUUUUUCUGCUUUAUCUCUUUAUUUUAUUGUACUUUCUGCGGCUCAGUGGACAUUUGCAUGAUUAGUUUUACUUUAGCUGGUUUCUGGGUGUUGUCUUUUGACAGUCUUUUUUUUUUUUUCUGCUUGGAAAAUGAGCGGCAGGUGGAAUUCAGUUCUCUAAGAGGAACUUCCAUCAUUGGGUACAUUGACCAUAUUAUAUUGCAAGGCAGGGGAACUGAUGGCUUGUGAUGUACUGCUGAGGUUUUCUUACUGGAAGCAAAUUCCUCGCUGGCCACCCUUGUUAUCUGCAACAUGUAACCCGAAGAGCAGCAGGUCUCUUGAGAUCUCACUCACUGUCCCAGCUUUUCUGUCUUCUACACUUUGUGUGGUUUUAUCUUUGUAUACAUUUGCUGUGGCGUUCAUAUUCUCCUCGCCUCAGGACGGGACCGCGGGGGUCGUGUUUUUUGGCUUUAUUUUUAUAGUAGUGUUGUAAUUUGUUUAAAGACACGACACGAGGUGCUUCCCUAAAUGCCUUGCCUGAAAGAUUUAUGCUAAUGCCAUCAAUCUGUUAUGCUGAAUAUCAGCCGUUUAGCUGGAGUCGUUGAUAAUUACUGCUUUGGGAAGAUUCUGUCAUCGUGCCUGUUCUUUUCCCAGUGGGGCUCCUGAACAAAGGCUCUGAAUACUGCAAAUACAUUUAUAUAUUUUCAAUGAACAUGGAUGUUUAUCAGCUGUUGGGUUUUUUAACUUGGGUUUACAUAGACACUUGGAAGCUUGUGUAUUUUUCAGGGUUCCCAGUGACUUCCACAUGACCUUUCCAGUCGUUCUUGAAUAGUGGAAAAUCAUGGUAUACAGAGAUUGCACUCACAAAGAGCAAUUUCUAGUUGAUGAAAUAUUUAUGAGCUUUUUGAAAUGUUAUUAAUUUCCAUGACUUUUCCAGGCAAUUUUAAAAUUCCCUGAUACUUCCAUGAACGUGGGAACCAAUGUACACUUCUGUUUUUAAAAUAUUUGGUGUUUUUUAUUUUAUUUUUUGUUCAUCUUGCAGUUUUCUGUGUAUUUUAAUGACAUUUAUGAAUAAAAUCAGUUUUGUUUCAAAUCA
Messenger RNA from Ctenopharyngodon idella (grass carp), 4167 nucleotides. RefSeq names its product RAB11a, member RAS oncogene family, like (gene rab11al). NCBI's taxonomy places the organism in Eukaryota, Metazoa, Chordata, Actinopteri, Cypriniformes, Xenocyprididae. Gene Ontology annotation, cellular component: transport vesicle; axon; postsynaptic recycling endosome. The transcript has 5 exons. Gene Ontology annotation, biological process: exocytosis; neurotransmitter receptor transport, endosome to postsynaptic membrane; melanosome transport. Gene Ontology annotation, molecular function: GTPase activity; GTP binding. Bases 699 to 1349 code for a protein of 216 amino acids. The record is from RefSeq and is a predicted model, not a curated record.